This is a messenger RNA of Hypanus sabinus (Atlantic stingray), 565 nucleotides long. It is a transcript of the gene gng13b, whose product is annotated as guanine nucleotide binding protein (G protein), gamma 13b. Gene Ontology annotation, biological process: sensory perception of taste; phospholipase C-activating G protein-coupled receptor signaling pathway. Lineage: Eukaryota; Metazoa; Chordata; Chondrichthyes; Myliobatiformes; Dasyatidae. The transcript is spliced from 4 exons. The coding region runs from base 362 to 565 and encodes 67 amino acids. Gene Ontology annotation, cellular component: heterotrimeric G-protein complex. The record is from RefSeq and is a predicted model, not a curated record. Gene Ontology annotation, molecular function: G-protein beta-subunit binding.
GCUGCUCUUUCCUUUCCAGUUCAACUAUUACACAGGGCGGCAGUUGGAAAGCGGGCAGGCGGGAGAGCUCAGCUGUGCAAAUCCUCUCCAAAGGGCACCAGCUCCACAUUCUGAAUGGAUUGGCAGUUACAUUAAUAGAUUACACCAAGGAUUUGCAUUUCCAGAAAGGAGAGGACAACAUCUGUAUAUAUCCUGCUCGAACCUCCCUGCUGCUAUCGAGGAGCGGCUGGCGGAAGCAGGGCUUUGCGCUGGUUUCUGAAAGUGCCUUGAGACUGAGGUUCAGUCCUAGAGACUAAUGCAAGAACUCUCUGUAACAAGUACAGGAUUUUUCCCCAGAAGACAGUUAAAAUAAUCCUUCACCAUGGAAGAUUGGGAUGUUCCACAGUUCAAGAAAGAAGUGGAUAGCCUGAAGUAUCAGUUGUCCUACAAGAGGGAAAUGUCUUCCAAAACAAUCCCUGAUUUUGUGAAGUGGAUAGAAGAAGGAGUUCCAAACGACCCAUUCCUCAACCCAGAGCUAAUGAAGAACAACCCAUGGGUAGAGAAAGGCAAAUGUGCUAUACUUUGA